Molecule: messenger RNA, 1159 nt
Organism: Hippopotamus amphibius kiboko
Lineage: Eukaryota; Metazoa; Chordata; Mammalia; Artiodactyla; Hippopotamidae
Product: basic salivary proline-rich protein 3-like
Exons: 6
Coding region: 791-1084 (97 amino acids)
Source: RefSeq, a predicted model, not a curated record
CAGAUUGGCUUUCCAGAAGCUUUUGGAGGGGGUGUUAGGGGGAGCGGGGAAGAACCUACACAAAUUUGGAGGCAUCCAGCAGCCCUCCAUAGAGCACAGGCAGCCUCUGCAAAGGCUGCCACCUCCCAGUCCACUGAAUAGUCGCAUAACCCCCGGGAACAAAAACCGUCCUUUCUACCAGGUAGCUAAGCCUCUGAUGAUCCCCAGAUCCUUCAGAUCUAGAUCAAAAUGAAGGUCAAGCCACAAUGGGGAUCCAGACCCCGCGCCGGUGGAGGGCGGGCCCCUCUACAACCGCAAACGCCCACGGAACCGCGGUCGCCCAGGCCUGUCCUCGGGGACGUGGCUGGAGCGCAGCGGCCGCGCUCAACUACUCUCUGGAGCCCCCAGCGCGGACCCAUUUCCAAGGGGGAAUCCCCGGGACAUCUUGGGGAGGCUGGGGGGGGAGGGCGGCAGACGCGGGCGCGCGCGCCGGACACACACGCGCGCACACUCACACGUGCAACGUGCACACACCUGGCCAGCGGCUGCACGGCGCGGAGGGGGCUGCCGGUCACCGCCGCCCCCCUGCCAAGGGCCGCCCCCAACACCCCCCCUCAGCCAGCGGCCCUCCCGCCAGGGCACCCCUCCGGGCCCCCCACGCCGGCCGCGCACCGCGGGCUCCCGCUACCAGGGAAUCUGGAUAGGAGAACGUAUUCUUUACUCGGAGGAAAUUUUAUUAAACUGGAAUUUCAGAGAGAAGUAAGAAAGAAGCAUUCCAAAUCACAGAAGUCAGCAAGAAAGCAAAAGGCUGAUGGAACAAACCUGGCCUGGCAACAUCACCUCUCCUGGGCUCCAUUUUCUCAUUGCUGAGUUGGAAACAGGGAGCAAUUGUCAGAGCCCUCGCUGGUCGCUGUGGGUGAACCCCAGACCAUUAGCCCCGGACCUCAAAGGGUGCUCAGGGCGAGAAAACUGGGAGGACUCAUUGGACUAUAAACAGUCAGCCAAAGGGGGGCAUUUCUCACCUCUGAGCCCCUGGCCUGGGCCUACAGAGACCACUGGAUGUCCUUCCUCACCUCAGCAGGAUCCCUGCCAGAGGCUGCACUGACUCCUGCUCUAAGACUGACUUGCUGACGAGUUGCAUAUGAAACAAAGAAAAGAUGGGGCAGAGCAAGAAGGGAAG